ACCUCAGAGAGCCGAGGUAAACAAACAUUUACGUUCAGUUGGCAGUGGUGAUAACAAAUGAUCUAAGCUCUCUAAAGUUCGGUUUGUUGGGGCUAGCAAAUCAAUUGGAGAGUCAGUCGUUCAAAAAAUUUGUAUGAUUUGCAUUGUUUACUACUGCGACGCUUCGGUGGGGUCAAUGGUGUUAAGCUUUGUUUUUACGGAAGAAUUUGUUUGUGCGCCCAGUUGGAAUCUCCCAAAAAAGUGAAAUUUUUUCCAAAUCAUCCAAACCAAAAAUGUAUAAUUUAUACAAAUUAGUUUUACUUAUAGCAGUCAUAAUUCAGUCCCCUGAUUUUUCCCAUGCAGAAUGUAAUCGUCAGCAAACCAGUUUUGGUAUGGUUUGUAAGUGCACUGCCAAUAGUUGUGAUUAUUUGACAGAACCCCCUGUCAAAGGCGCCAAGAGUUGGAUAGCGAUUUCGUCCAGUAAGAAUGGUUUACGUUUCUCUGAGACAGCAGGAACAUUUGGUUCUACAGAUUUGAUAACCAUUGAAGAUUAUCAUGAGCCUAGAACGAACAAUGCUGCAAAUUCAAAAAAUUUCAUUGCAGAUGCCAUUAUGGUAGACAAUAAACGUUCAUUGGGCUAUUUUUUUGGUCUAGAACAAGGAAGUGUUUUCAAUAUACCUCAACAACAAAGUGAUUCAUCAGCAUCUAUUACUGUCGAUCGCAGUGUGACCUAUCAGAAAAUCAUAGGCUUUGGUGGAGCACUCACCGGUAGUGUUUCGUAUUUACUAAAUAAAUUGGACCCUAAGCUACAGGACCAUUUGUAUAAAUCAUAUUUCCACAAUGAUGGCAUUGGCUACAAUAUAUUGCGUACGUCCAUUGGUGGCUGUGAUUUUGACUUGGAGCCAUGGGCCUAUAAUGAGAUGCCUCAAAAUGAUGUCCAACUUUCUAAUUUCACAAAACUCGAUAAUCGGGAUCUUUUGAAGAUAGAGCAAAUUCGAAAAAUUAAAUCAGUAGGUGCUUUGGAAGAUCUAAAGAUCAUGGCCGCUGCCUGGAGUCCACCGCCAUGGAUGAAGAGCAAUAACGAUUGGACUGGCUAUAGUCAUUUAAGAACGGAAUACUAUCAUACAUGGGCCGAAUAUCAUAUGAAAUAUCUACAGUUGAUGCAUAAUGAAAAUAUAACGAUUUGGGCCAUAUCCACUGGCAAUGAGCCUCUAAACGGAGUCAUUGGUUGGUUUUUUGUUCGUUUCAUGAGUUUGGGUUGGACACCAGCCAGUCAGGCCAUUUAUUUGAACGACCAUCUGGGACCAUUGCUAAAGCAAUCUCAAUUUAAAAAUGUGUUAAUCUUUGGCAAUGAUGAUCAACGUUACUCAUAUCCAGAGUGGUACCAAAAGAUGAAUGCUACCAAGCCCGAUGUCUUAAAAUACCUUGACGGCUUUGCUGUCCAUUGGUAUUGGGAUGAGAUGUUUGGCCCCGAACUAAUAGAUCAGGCAAUGCGUUCAUUUCCCAAUAAGCUUCUGCUGAAUACGGAGUCGUGUGUCGGAGAUAAGCCAUGGGAAACGCAUGGACCCGAGUUAGGAUCAUGGGAACGUGCUGAACAAUACAUACGUGCAUAUCUACAAGAUUUGCAGCAUAAUUUCAAUGGAUGGAUAGAUUGGAAUCUUAUGUUGAAUGAGCAAGGUGGUCCAAACUAUGUAAAUAACAAUGUGGAUGCACCCAUUGUGGUGAAUACAGCAAAUUACUCGGAAUUCUAUAAGCAGCCCAUGUUUUAUGGCAUAGGACAUUUUUCCAAAUUUAUAAGACCAGAUUCAAAACGCAUUAAAGUGUCUGUAAACAGUCUUCAAAAUACGGUAGAUGCUGUGGGUUUUCUGAGACCGGAUGAUACAAUUGCUUUGAUAAUAUUGAAUAGUGCUCCAAUUCCCCAGGAUAUAACCAUAAAUGACAGUGUUCGUGGCUCUUGCACCGUUAAUGUACCCUCUCGUUCGAUACAUACAAUGUUGUACAAGUGAUGUUGGAUGCGAUGGUUUCUAAACUUAUUAAUAUCUACAAUAUAUACUCCUUUUAUUAUAAAUAGUGUUAAGCAUGAUGAAAAUAAAUGUAAUAUGUAAUAAGAGUGCAA
Stomoxys calcitrans (stable fly) is the source of this 2095-nucleotide messenger RNA. Its product is annotated as lysosomal acid glucosylceramidase. The transcript has 10 exons. Gene Ontology annotation, molecular function: glucosylceramidase activity. The record is from RefSeq and is a predicted model, not a curated record. Gene Ontology annotation, biological process: glucosylceramide catabolic process. Bases 273 to 1985 code for a protein of 570 amino acids. NCBI's taxonomy places the organism in Eukaryota, Metazoa, Arthropoda, Insecta, Diptera, Muscidae.